Messenger RNA from Pieris brassicae (large cabbage white), 1045 nucleotides. Its product is annotated as circadian clock-controlled protein daywake-like. The record is from RefSeq and is a predicted model, not a curated record. The coding region runs from base 288 to 1010 and encodes 240 amino acids. The transcript is spliced from 5 exons. NCBI's taxonomy places the organism in Eukaryota, Metazoa, Arthropoda, Insecta, Lepidoptera, Pieridae.
UUUGAACAGCCGAUCUGAUACGCGACGUUUAACUACAAAACUUUGGUCUAAACCUGUAAUAUUAUAUGUAUCAUUUAUAUAUUAUAAUUGCUAAACUCUUAAUAUUAUAUUAUUAUCGUAUUAUUUAGUAUUAACUUGAAAUUAACUAUGUGCUAUUACUAAAAGACGUCAGCGUGUAAUGAGGAGUUGUAAGGUACAAUUUAUAUGACAUGUAUAUAGUAGAGAUGUCGAGGAACAGCCGGUAACUCGGUUACAAAGUGUCAUACACGUAGUAAGGGUCAUAUGGCAUGUUGGGUGUCAUUGUUUUCUUUUUAGCGGUCUGGAGUGUUACGCCGUUGGGCUUACCUGAUUACCUCAAAUCAUGUUCAAGAAAUGAUCAAUACUUGAAUGAGUGCGCCUUGAAAUCGGCUCAAGACUCAAUUCGCCAGUUCUCGUUGGGAGACCCUGCCAGAGAUUUACCGUCUUUGGAUCCAUUAUACAUUCCCGAAAUGAAGGUGUAUAUCCCUGACGAGAAGGGCUUAAAAAUCCUAUUCAAAAAUAAUUAUUUCAAAGGGCUCUCCAAGCUGCAGCAUGGUUUGAAGUUUGACCUGGAUAAAAAAUUAAUAGUUGCUGACGCUUUGGUUAAUCUCGAUGUAAAAAAUGAAUAUGAGGUCAGCGGAAAAAUUCUACUUUUAGCAAUUCGUUCUAGUGGCGAUGCGUCGAUAAGACUUAAAAAAACUUUACUACGCAUUCAGAUAUGGUAUGAGCAUGCCCUUCAAGAUGAAAAAAUUCACUGGAAUAUAACAAAACAUGAUGUGAAAUAUGAAGUAGAAAAGGCGGUUUUCCGAUUAGAAAAUCUACUAAAUGACAAGAAUAUCGGCGAUCAAAUCAACAAGCUCAUCAAUGAAAUGUGGCGUGAGGUCGUGGCAGAUGUGGGUCCAUCUAUUUGCGAGAGCCUGACAGCCUCCGUCGUACGUAAUGUGGCGAUACUUCUAAAACAAGUUCCCUAUGACCAACUUAUGCCUGAAUGAUACUUUCAUAGCUUUUAAUAUAAGCAAAGAUGGGC